AUGUCUAUGCCUGAAGACAGACUUAUAACCCAAAUGAUCAUACCAGUGUCAAAAGAAUCAUAUUUUAACACAAAAUGGGAGUCAAAGGAGCCUUUAUGUCCUUAUGAUAUGCUCUACCACCCUCCGGACUACAACCCAAAAUCAGCUAGAUCAGAUCGCCAGGAGCCGAAAAUCAUAAAAAAAAAUAUUUGGGAACAAGAAAAGAAGAAAAUUAUACCCACAACUACUCACUUUCAGUUAGGACGACCAACAAUUAAAAUUGCCGACAUCCCUACAAAACAAUUUGUUAGAGCACAAGUUAAAAAUGAGAACCCGCACAUGCGAAUCGAUGGUGUUUUGCAAUGGGCCGUGUUGCUGAUCGAAGGAAAACCUAGCUUAUGCGAUCAAUAA
Pieris macdunnoughi is the source of this 390-nucleotide messenger RNA. Lineage: Eukaryota; Metazoa; Arthropoda; Insecta; Lepidoptera; Pieridae. The record is from the annotation of a GenBank genome assembly.